CCGGGUCCCCGCGCGGCACAGGGUCGUGUGUGCGCGUCCCGCCGCGGCUGCGGGCCCCGGUGCGUCCCGACUCCGCCUCCUCGCGGCGGGCUCGAGCCCGCCCGGGCGGCCGUUGGGCCGGCUGUUGGCCAGGGGUGCCGGCCCCGAGCGAGCGGCGGCGGCGUCCCCGGAGACCCUGCGGCGAGGCCGGGACGGGGCUACGGUCUCUUCUACGAUGGAGGGAAGCAGGCAGACUCGAGUGUCCCGGCCAUACAAGAUCAGCGAGUCGUCAAAGGUGUACCGCUGGGCCGACCAUUCAGGCACGGUGUUACAGCGGCUCAACGAGCAGCGUCUCCGUGGCCUCUUCUGUGACAUCGUUCUGGUGGCCGAUGAGCAGCAGGUGCCGGCCCACCGCAACCUGCUGGCUGUGUGCAGCGACUACUUCAACUCCAUGUUCACCAUCGGCAUGCGCGAGGCUUUCCAGAAGGAGGUGGAACUGAUCGGCGCCUCCUACAUCGGGCUCAAGGCCGUGGUGGACUUCCUGUACGGUGGGGAGCUGGCUCUGGAUGGUGGCAACAUCGACUACGUCCUGGAGACGGCGCACCUGCUGCAGAUCUGGACAGUGGUGGACUUCUGCUGCGACUACCUGGAGCAGGAGGUGAGUGAGGACAACUACCUGUACCUGCAGGAGCUGGCCUCCAUCUACAGCCUCAAGCGGCUGGACGCCUUCAUCGAUGGUUUCAUCCUGAGUCACUUCGGCACACUGUCCUUCACGCCCGACUUCCUGCAGAACGUGUCCCUGCAGAAGCUGUGUGCCUACCUGGGCAGCAGCGAGGUGCAGCGGGAGUGCGAGCACGACCUGCUACAGGCUGCCCUGCAGUGGCUGACACAACAGCCCGAGCGCGAGGCGUACGCCCGCCAGGUGCUGGAGAACAUCCACUUCCCGCUCAUCCCCAAGAACGACCUCCUGCACCGCGUCAAGCCGGCUGUGUGCUCGCUGCUGCCCAAGGAGGCCAACUGCGAGGGCUUCAUCGAGGAGGCCGUGCACUACCACAACAGCCUGGCAGCCCAGCCCGUCAUGCAGACCAAGCGCACAGCCCUGCGCACCAACGAGGAGCGCCUGCUGUUUGUGGGCGGCGAGGUCUCUGAGCGGUGUCUGGAGCUCAGCGACGACACCUGCUACCUGGACGCCAAGAACGAGCAGUGGGUCAAGGAGACGCCCCUGCCAGCCCGGCGGAGCCACCACUGCGUCGCUGUGCUGGGGGGCUUCAUCUUCAUCGCCGGCGGCAGCUUCUCACGGGACAACGGAGGGGAUGCGGCCUCCAGUCUUCUUUAUAGGUAUGACCCCCGCUGUAAACAGUGGAUCAAGGUAGCCUCCAUGAACCAGCGCCGCGUGGAUUUCUACCUUGCCUCCAUUGAAGACAUGCUGGUGGCCGUUGGGGGCCGAAAUGAGAACGGAGCUCUCUCUUCAGUAGAGACGUACAGUCCCAAGACCGACUCCUGGUCCUACGUGGCCGGCCUGCCAAGGUUCACGUACGGCCACGCGGGCACUAUCUACAAGGACUUUGUGUACAUCUCUGGGGGCCAUGACUACCAGAUUGGCCCAUACCGCAAGAACCUGCUGUGCUAUGACCACCGGACGGACGUGUGGGAGGAGCGGCGGCCCAUGACCACGGCGCGUGGCUGGCACAGCAUGUGCAGCUUGGGUGACAGUAUCUACUCCAUUGGGGGCAGCGACGACAACAUCGAGUCCAUGGAGCGCUUCGAUGUGCUGGGCGUGGAGGCCUACAGCCCACAGUGCAACCAGUGGACACGCGUGGCGCCGCUGCUGCACGCCAACAGCGAGUCGGGCGUGGCCGUGUGGCAGGGCCGCAUCUACAUCCUGGGCGGCUACAGCUGGGAGAACACUGCCUUCUCCAAGACGGUGCAGGUGUACGACCGCGAGGCCAACAAGUGGAGUCGGGGCACCGACCUGCCCAAGGCCAUUGCCGGUGUGUCGGCCUGCGUCUGCGCCCUGAAGCCACGGCUGGAGGACAAGAAGAAGAAGGGCAAGGGCAAGCGGCACCAGGACCGGGGCCAGUGACCGCCGGCUCCUGUAGCAUCUGCAGACUGGCCCAGCUGCAUAGACCCUGCUGCCAACAUCAUGUACUGCUUAGCAGCUUUUUUUACUUUUAUGAUUCCUGGUAUUUCUAUGAUAUCACAAUAACCGAUUAAACAUCGUAUGUAACUUUAUAUAUUUUGCUUGAAUAAUUAAGCCUGGGCCCAGGCAGUAAAGAACCCCUUGUAUCUGUGCAGGCCUCCGUCCUCCUGGGUCCCCCUCACCGUCCCCCAACAGUAGCCAACACGUGGGUUACACAGAAGUUUAUGUACUGGAACUUGGAUCCUUAUACAGAUAUAUUGGAUCACCUAAUCCAAGCCUCCGCAAACCUGGCUGAGCCUUUAAAAAAAUACAGAUUCUUGGGCCCCACCUCAGAAUCGUCAAAUCCAAGGCUACCAGGAGUGGCACAGUGGGUGCUGCUCAGAGACUGUAUUUUAACCAGUUCUUAGUGUUGUGAGCAUCAGCCACAUUUGGGAAUUGCUGGUGAGUCCCAGUGUGUGUGUUUUAUAAAUGAGGGCACAGAGACCCCCCCACCCCCCAGGAGGGUGAGUGAGUGACAAGGGGUCACCCUGCUCCCCGCACUGGCAGGUGACACGUGGGGACUUCUUGCCAGGAAGCUGUUCUGAGAUUUCUCUGUCAGGCGAAUAGUUUUCCUGGUUGGUAAUCCUGAAUUGUAAAAGAUUACAAGUAACCAAGAAAGAAACAAAAGGCAUGAAGCUCUUUAUAAACAUUAUUUUAUAAUUUUGCCAUGUGUGGUGGCUCACUCCUGUAAUCCCAGGAUUCCAGGAGGCUGAGUUGGGAGGGUCCUUUGAGCUCAGGAGUUUGAGACCAGCCUGAGCAAAAACGAGACACUAUCUGUACUAAAAAUAGAAAAACUAGCUGGGCAUGGUGGUGGGUGCCUGUAGUCCUAGCUACUCAGGAGACUGAGACAAGAGGAUCGCUUGAGCCCAGGAGUUUGAGGUUGCCAUGAGCUACAGGGAUGAUGAUGUCACUGCACUCUACUCGGGGUGACAGAGUAAGACUCUGUGUCCUUUAAAAAAAAAAGUGUAAUUUGCACUUUUCCCUCCUUUUUUUCUUUUUUCCUGAACCCACUGUCUCUUAACAGUACAGAUGUGCUGAGCUCCCAAAACUUAAGGUUACCACCAUAGAAUUUGCUGUUGUUUCUCGCUGAGUCUUUCUCUGAGAUACCAUUGAAAGUUCCUACACAGUUGAGUGCGUGUUGAUCCCUAAGAAGGUCAUUGGAUAUCUUCCCCAACUCUGGUCCCAGUUGCCUGCUGCUAAGUAGUUUUGUGCUGCCAGGCAAAUUCUUUAACAAGUCUUGAUCUGUUCCCUCCACUUAUUAAGAAACAGGGUUAGGGUUAGGUGAAAUAAUCUCCAGGCUCCUCCCAGGUGCCAAAUUCUAUGGGUCUCUGUAAGCCGUGAAUAUGUGACUGGUGCCUCCUUCAACUGCCCUGCUCUGACUCCUGCAAACAGUCCCUAGAACAGGUGUUGAGAUUGCAUGACCUUCAAGAAAGCUCUGGGGUGGCUGCCCGAGCCACUCUGUCCUGCAGACUACCACUGGGGGGGGCUGUGUAGGAGUGUGAUCAGUUUUAAUCUUUCUGUUUUUUUGUGGAUCAUACAUCAAUUUUAAUCUUGAGCCAAGGAAGGCAUUCAUGAUCUGCACCUCAGCAGAGAUCUCACCCGCAGAGAUUAGAAGACAUCAAGAUUUAUCACUAACAUUAAUAUUCGAAUAAGAAAAAUCUUAGUUAACAUUUAUUUCUGUUUCUUUUGUAUCUUUGCUGUAUUUCCCUUUUCUUUCAGAGCUAACUGAUUUUCACUGGUCUGUUUCUGUGAAGAUGAAAAGUGGUCUGGGGCUUGGAAGCUUCAAUACCCAAGUUACUGCUGCCCUCUGUUACUAACUGGGCCCUCAGCUAAACCAGUGUUUAGCUCGUUACUUACAUGCGGAAGUCUCUAGGGGGUGCACAACAUUGAGAAGUUUUGCAGAGCAUACAAACAAACCAAAAAGCUAUAAACUCCCCUUGGAGGUGUACAAUACUCUAGUAUAUUAAAGGCUCGGAGAAGUCCUGCAUUAGCUGUUAACCUCCCAUCAACCGAACAUUUUCAAACUUCUUUUGAGCCUGAAACUUUUUUGUCAUGUCUAAUCCCAGACCUCCACAAAACAUGUUUUGCACAACUUCUGCCAACAUUGGGGUGGUAGCUUACCCCCCAGCUCAUUCCAGUAAAGUUUUUAAUACUUGGCAGACCCUUCAGAAGGCACAGUGUGGUAAGGUGUGUGUGCUCUGGCCGAGCUUAGCCUAGGGCAUGAACAAACAGAUGGUGGUACAGCCGAUAUCCAGGGGCAGGUCAGGGAGAUCAUACAAUGUCUCAGUGACUCGGGGAGCAGGAAUGCUUUGACCUUGGGGGAGGAGCACCACUGAUUUUUAGCCUAAGCCAUCCAGCUCUUCAUAGGUUUUGCUACUGGGACUUGUCCCCGGAUAUGUGUUAGGUGUCACCCUCUAUUCUGAUGUUCUUGUGUCUCGUGGGUUACAUAGGAUGUCCCAUACCUUACAUUUUGUGAUCUUUCCUGGUACUAGUAAGGCGUUUAUAAUUUACAUGGCUUGGAAUCUAAUAAGGAUGAGAGUGUUCUUUUAAAAGGAGGAUUGAUAAGUAAGUUUUAUCUUGUGGAGAACACCUGGAAUUUUUUUGUUUUUUAAUCUUUCAAAAUGAGCGUGGCAGGCUUUUAUUUAGCUUUAGAUUUUUCUGAUUUUUAAAGAAUUAGAGUCUUAACUUCAUAUUAGUGUUAAGUUUGGGGCUUGGUCUUUGCCCAAGUUGAACCCAGUUUGUUUAAGACACGGUAUAAGGAUAGAAGGGAAGGAGAGGAGAAAGCAGGAUACCCUGUCCCUGCAGUGGUCUUUCUGCUAUUUAAAAUAUACAUGGAUUAUCUUUUCAGCUGACUUGUACUUAGCACUCAACUGGUAUAGUCAACAUUCUGCCGUUCUAGUAAGGCUACCAGGAACAUUCGGAAUGUUCCUCCCCCACUCCUUCUUAACAAGGUGACCACAUGUGACUUAGUAGAGACCCAGAAGCUAAACCCAAGGGGUGUUCAGUUCUGGGGUAGGAACCCCAAAGCUAAGGGGAAGUGGGAUCCUCUUCUGAGGUCAGGGUCCUGCUCUGUGGGUUCAGGUGCAUGAACCUGAGGUUCAGAGUACCUCACACCCUAAACCAAGAUUGACCUUCCCAUGACUUGUAGCAAUGGGGAAAGUGAAAGACCCCAAUGCUUGCCCCCCAACCUCUGGUGGAGUUACCAUCAUUCUUUGUCCUGGGCCUCCGUGGUUCAUAGCAGCACCUCACCGGCCUUGUGGCUCUAGGAGCUUGUGGCUAGAAUCUCAGCCCACUGGUCUCAAAGCUGAAGGGACAGGGCAGCUGAGGUUUGGAGCUGGUGUCCAUGGAUUCUUCAUGCCCCCAAAAGGGAGCAGAGAGGGGGAAGGGUGGCAUCCCGGCCUCCAGGAUAAACCCCUGGAGCGUAGGCAACUCCCACACGGGCACCUGUGCACCUGCCGAGCCCGGCAGUUUUUAGAGUUUUUCGAAAUGUUUUUUGAUACUUUUUGAUACAAUUUGCUAAUAACCAUUUUGUAGAAUGCCUGCCCAGGUUUUCCACCUUAUCCCCUCCCUCCAGCCUCUUGAUUUGUGCUGGACAACCAAUGUCCCGGGGUCAGUGCCAGGCCCUCACCUCGUCUGGCUUUGUCUUGGAUCCUGCCCUUCUCCCCGGCUGAUCUGGUACAGCUCUGGAAUUGCACCCAGUGACACGCGGCACGUGAGUGUGACCAUCUCAGGCCAUCACCUGAUUGGCCGAGAGGACACUUACCUCCCUUAAGAGGUUCUGCGAUUCUUCCAAAGCUCCUACCUCAGAGGUGUGCACAGAGUCGGAGAGACACCAGAGGCCUGGUCCACGUCUCACCUUUCUCAUACAGGUCAUUUCUCCAUCCAGUGUAGGGCUGGGGUCCUGGGGCCCUGGUCUACUCACCUCUGUUCUUUAGAGAAAUCUCAACAUGAAAUCGAUAAAAGCUAAAACAGCAAAUCAUUCUUGCACUUUAUAGAAUCAUAGUCUAUAGAGUUUGUUAAUUUUUUUUUUUAACAUGAACAAAAUCUGUGGUUUCUGAGGGUGUUUGGGGGUCUCAAAUUGUCCAUAGAUUGCCUUAGUUAAAAGAAUUGAAUGUACAAAUUUCAGUGGUGGAGGGGUAAAAGGGAUAAACCCUUCCAUGUCUUAUUUUCUUCAAGAAAAGAAACUCUACCUUUUCAAAGCUCCUUGAAGCCAUCUUUACAGGUUGCUCGUGUAAGGAAGAGCAGUUCCCUUUGGAUCAGUUGAGGUUGGUCCCCUUUCAGAUUCGGUGAGAUAUCUGAUGAUUAAGUAUAUUCAUUGGGUAUGUUCUGGCUACUAAUGUUACUGAAAUCUGUUAAUUGUUGGUGUCUUUUAAUUGGUUGCUUUUGUAUUUGUAAUUUAAUGGCAUUCAAAAUUUUUCUGUCUUACCUCUUUUUAAUUUCUGCACGUUGCUUUGUUUGUUUGUUUUUUAAUUCUAUACAGAGUAUUCAAUUCUUGAAACACAUUAAAAUAAUAUGCCUGCUAGGGUUUGGUUUAUAAUUACA
Molecule: messenger RNA, 6700 nt
Organism: Nycticebus coucang (slow loris)
Lineage: Eukaryota; Metazoa; Chordata; Mammalia; Primates; Lorisidae
Gene: KLHL36
Product: kelch like family member 36
Exons: 5
Coding region: 215-2062 (615 amino acids)
Molecular function (GO): cullin family protein binding
Source: RefSeq, a predicted model, not a curated record